AUGGAAGGUGGCGGCUGGGCAGUCGGAGGCCACGUUCUUGGCGCCGCCCAGGAACCGCGGGGGCAGCAGCAGCAGCAGCAGCGGGAGCAGGACGAGAAGGAAGCCGGAGCUGCCGCCGAGAGGAAGAAAGGCGGCGGCGGCGGCAUGAAGUUCCGCGUGCGUGCGCGGGCGCCGCACGGCGUCGGGGCGCUGCUGCUCAUCGGCGGAGCGGCCGUCGUCGGGGCCGCCGUCCUCGCGUGGCGCCGCUCGCGCCACGGCAAGAAGGAUGGUGCCGUGGACCAGCCUGAGCGCCGGCUGCCAGCGAAAGAAGAGGUUUUGGAUGGCGGAAUUGUCGAGGAUGGCAAGGUUCAGGGUGACUCAUUGGUGCAGGAGCUUGAUCAGUCCGAUGAGAAGUUGAGCGCGGGCAACACCGAUAUUGGAUCCAGUAGAUUGGAUAGCAACGUCUCAGAGGAAAGCCAUCAGAUUCACAUGGAUGAUGAAAUCACUGCAGAUCAAUUGGAGAGCAAGCAUGUAGAGAAAAUUGAUGAGAAUUCAGGCAGCAAUCCUGUCGAGGUCCAUGAUCUGGAGAGCAAGCAUGAAGAGAAAAUUGAUGAGAUUUCAAGCAGCAAUCCUGUCGAGGUUCACACGCACGAUCUGGACAAAGAAUAUGUCGAAAAAGUUGAGCAGAAGUCAAGCUGCAACCAUGUCGAGAUCACUGCACAUGAUAUGGUUAGUUCUUGUUUGGACAAUGAACAUGUUGAGAAAAUUCACGUUCAAGGAAUUGAUCAGAGUUCGAGCAGGAACCCUGUCGAGAUCAUCAUGCAGGAAAUGGUCAAUGUUUGUUUGGUUAGUGGAAGUGUGGAGAAGGUUGAAAAGGACUCAAGCAAGGACAUCGAGAAAGAGAUAGCCCAAAAAGAUAAUGAAGAUAUGGAGGCUUCUGAUCAAAGCAAACUCUGCAUCAAAGGUCCAGGGAUCAUCCUCAGUAAACAUAAUGAUGAGAGUGAUGGUACUCAAGAGGCUGAAUCAAUGGAGAACACGCCGACGGCACAGUUGAUGAUGCAUCAAGACCAACUCUUAGAUGACAUGGUUACUGAUACUGUUACAGAAACAGAAGAUACUGUUGCAGACACAGAAGAUAUUGUUACAGAAACAGAAGAAGCAAAGCAAGGUGAAAGAACAAUCACAGACAAGGGUGAGCUCGAGCAGGACGAAAAGAAAGAUCUGGUAGGACCAGCACUGUCAUCACUGGUUAAGCCCAUAGUGAAGAAAGAGCCAGAGUUUCCAAGACCCAACGAGACAGGGAUGAAGAUAGAGCAAGAUUAUACUAACGGUGAGCUAAGCAGGGAGCAUACUGACCUGAUCAGCAAAGGAGGAGCAAUGCAGGGAGAAGGUGACAUGGCGACCAUGGAUUGCAGGAGUUCUGCUCUGGUCGUUAUAGCUCUAAUACUCGCACUGGCCAUGGGAAUAACAAUCAUCGUGCGCUUAUACGCCCCUUCCCGAGCAACAAAACUCCAGAUGGAUCUGCCAUAA
Messenger RNA from Miscanthus lutarioriparius, 1509 nucleotides. The record is from the annotation of a GenBank genome assembly. Lineage: Eukaryota; Viridiplantae; Streptophyta; Magnoliopsida; Poales; Poaceae.